This is a messenger RNA of Xyrichtys novacula (pearly razorfish), 7158 nucleotides long. NCBI's taxonomy places the organism in Eukaryota, Metazoa, Chordata, Actinopteri, Labriformes, Labridae. The record is from the annotation of a GenBank genome assembly.
CCCUUUAAGGCUGCCCGCCGUGCCAGUGACUGUUGUGUCGGUCGGAGACAGUCUGCUCCUCUACGGUCUGGACUGGUCCAGCUAACAUUAGCUGCCUGCCUGCCUGACUGACUGACCUGCUUGGCUCAGAAGCCGGACGGAUUACACGGACAUCAGUAGUUUUAUUUUUAGGCCUGCUAACUAACGUUAAAACGAAUUGUUGGAUGGUAGCCAGGAAGACAUAACUGGGCCGGGAAGCCGUCAAUGCCGAGAAAGACAGAGGGUGAGUUCAAAGAAGUACCGUCUUUUCACGGCUGGGACGUUAUACGAGGAGGAGCUAACUUGGCUAACUUAGCUUUGGCAGUGUUGACACAGCGGUGACCGUAAAUAACACGGCUCGAAUGAAUACAGUGUUUUAUUCUUUUAAAAUAAGAGAAACUUAAAAGUCAAAACACAGGCUUUUAAUAACGUAAAUCUGUGUUGAUAGCUUUGACGAUAACACUUACCUUAACACUCUUAAUACUCCACCCCCUCAAUGCUAACCAGUAUUAGCUAUUGUCAAUGUUUACACUGAUUUUCUUAUUAUUUUAACUCCUGAAAGUCUUCCACAUCCCGAAGUAAUCUUCAUUUAAAUAAUUUUUACCAUGCUGUGCUGGAAAUGUGAUUUUUGCUGAACCUGUUGACACUUAGGAUCACAUUUAUAAUAAUGGUAAUAAUAAUAAUGAUAAUAACUAUUUGUAUAGGACUUUUAAAAACAGAAUUUUACAAAGUGCUGUGACAUAUAGUCAUAGAGCACAUGGAAAAAGCUAAAAAAAACAAAAAGCUAAUUUAAAAAGGAGUUGAAGGCCAUUUUCAUGUCAUAAUACAAGAACCAUGCAACAUAAAAUGAGACCAUGAAGACCAAAAUAAAAACAUUAAAUAAGAAUAAAAAUAAGAAAUAUAUGCCUCUAAAAGUUAUCUACUAUUACAGUUAUCUCCGAUUUACACAAGAGUUAUAAAGUCUGAAAAAUCAGCAGCCAACAAAAUGACAACAAACAUGUCUCACAUUUGAGAAGCUGAUAAUGAGUAUUUAUUGAUCCCACUCUCAUCUUAUGUGUAUGUCCUUUUAUUCCCAGAUCCAUGGCAAAGUGGCUGAAGGACUAUCUAAACUUAGGCAGCAGGCGUGACCCUCCUCAGCCCCCGAGGCCAGACUACACCGAGAGUGAGAUUCUGAGGGCCUACAGAGCUCAGAAGGAGCUUGAUUUUGAGGACCCUUACCAGCACUCUGAUAAGGAGCAUCAGAAUGGUGGUUUUAGCUCCUGCAGUGCCACAGUGAGCCUUCCCUCGUUCCCUGCAUUCGGUUCAGUGCUGCCCAAUGGUGUGGAGGUAUGGCAUUCAUGCUUUAUGCUCAUGUAUCCAAAUAAAGUGUAUUUAUUUAAAGGGAUAUUCCGGCGUAAAAUUUAUUUAGGGUCAAACACACCAUAACACCGAGUUAGACACCCCCUCAAGAGAUAAAUGUUGCCGACUGCUUACUUCUCUAGUUUACAAUUUUAGUAACGACCACAGAUAGCAAUACACAAUAGUCACCUACUCUCUUCCAGCAGCCGCUUGUUUGUAGCGAGACCUUGGGACAGUCCAUUUUCAUUAAUUAAUGAUCAUAAAUGUUCUUUCUUGAGCUGCGUCACCCCGCCGCAGUCCGUAAUGGACUGGCCCAAGGUCUCACUAUAAACAAGUGGCUUCUGGAAGAGAGUAGGUGAGUUGUAGGGACCCUAUAUGUACUGUUGAUGAAGUUAGGUGCUGUUCUGAGCAUUAAUUGUGGCUAUAGAGUGGCGUUUUGGUUGAGGCUUACAUGUGAUAUUUUCCAGGUGAAAGUUGUGUCACCAAAGCACAGACUCAUUAAAGUGGACUCCCAGGAGUUUGGCCGUUGUAAAGUCCCCUUAAGUCCUGUGACAGUACAAGAGGAGCCUGUAAGACAGUUUUCCAUUUUCUCCUCUGCUUUUCUUGACUUUUUCUGACCCACGUGACCCAGGAGUGGGAUGUCCUGCUUUCUCACGUGUGAAUAGCUCUUUAUUUAUCUCUCUCUACCAAGGUGGUCCCAUCUGCCCCAGCAGCUUUGGACGCUGACACUGACUACUCGGAUCCAUUUGAUGUCCGUCCAGACCCCAGGGGUAGAUCAAACUGGGAACAUAAACCUGCGCCAACAGACUGCUGCAGCUAUAUGGAACCAUUUGAAGCACAGCGGAUUAUUUCAGGUUAGCUGGACUUGUAUAGACAGAAGAUGCUUCCAUGCAGCAGUGUGGUGUAAAUUUUACGGGUGAAAUAGCCAACAGGGUUCAUUUGUAAUGGUUGCAUUGCUUUAGGACUGUCAGGAUAUGGUUACAGGCGUAAUAGAUGAAGAUUUAAAACACUCACAGUAAAUAGAUAUAAAUAAAUCCGUGUGUAUUUGAGAUUUCGAUCGGCACAGAUGGCUGAUGUCUGUUUGUGGGUUUAAGUUCUGCAAAGUCAUUUCAUGUCUUUGUUUAUCUUACAGAGCUGCAGCACAGUGCAAUGAUUAACCGAUCUGGAGGAGGAGAUGGUGGCCAGUUAUAUGAUAACCCAUACGAGGAGAGGACCCGUCACCACCACCGAUCUGCUCCAUCAGGGCAACAGCAAACUCAGAGGAUUGAGGGUGGACUUUCUCUGAUAGACAGCAGGGAGAGCAGGCUGCCUCAGGAUGACGAGAGGCCGGCUGAUGAGUACGACCAGCCCUGGGAGUGGAAAAAGGAUGACAUCUCUAAAGCUUUAGCAGGUGAACUUGCACUCUCGGUAAUUUCAGGUCAGGUGUGUCUCGAGUUUUUUAGUAACUAACCCUUGUGAUCCUUCUGACUGUAGUCCAGUUUGAAGGGGCUGAGAGGGAGCGUUCAAGAGCUCAGACAGACCAGACCAGACUCACUAAGCCGGGCACUACAUCUUCCUCAAACGACUCAACGACACUGCGUCUAGUUGGUGACACUCCUCCUCUGUUGGGCGAGAGAGUGGAUCCCUGUAUGCCACUGGAGAGACAAGUGUAAGUGAUGGUUUUAUCUCAUGACAUUGGACAGCCAGGGUCAUCUUUCUUUCUGAAAAACUUGAUUUUAGUAUCUCUUCUGUGCUGAACUAUUUAAAUAAUGCGAAAGUUUAUUGAUUUUCUAAUGAGUAACGUCUGAAAAAUGAUUAUAAGUAUUAAAUCGGAAAAUUCUUUUUCUUAGUAAGAGAAUUCAACUCACAAAUAAAGGAUUUUUGUAAGCUUAUUUUGAAGACUUGGGAACUACACUUUGAGCUGUACAGUAGUCUUUUGUUAGCAAGGACUGUAAAGUCGUUUAACAAGACGACACAAGGAAAAAAAAAAGUUCUUGGAAAACACAGAAUCAUUAUACUUCCAUGUUUGAAGGAAUACCUGAGUUUUAACUGUAUAUUGUGUUUGUAGCAUAAGAAAACAUAACAUAAGGGCUUCCAGCUCUGCAUGGAGAUAUUUUGGUGUUUAAUUGUUGUUUGCAUCGUGACAAUUAGGCAGAUAAAGAAAAUUACUAUCUGAUAUUCUCAGAAACAAGGUGUGAGGUUUAAUUUCCUUUGGGAAAGCAAAUAUGAAUAUGCGCUCCUCUUUGUUUUAUUCCCCUCGUUUGUGUUUAGCUGUGUGUGUCCCUCGGCUGUGAUCUUUUUUAUUACAUCGACUCCUUUGGAUUUUACGUAAAAAUCUGAGCUCGGUAAAGUAGCAAGAAACAUUCAGUGAUAAUCAGUCAUCUGGGGCAGAGUGUCGAGAAUUUCAUUAUCCUUUUAUCACCAUCUUCAUAUCUCUGCGCUCCUUAUGGAAUCGAAAUAUGCAGCGAUCAUUUGAAGAGGUGGUGUCCUUUUUCAUAUUUUACAGAUAAAUAUCAAGUGAGAAUGUUUGGCGCCAAUAAAGAGCAAGUUUCAGGUCGUGAGGUAAAUAGGAGGUGGAAAAUCUCAGGCUGCUCCGAACUUGUUCAAAACGGUCUCACAAGACUUCCACAAGAGCCGCACAAGAUAUCCUUGAAAGAAGGAAAUAUUUUAGGUCCUUUUAAAAAUGGCUAUAUUUUAUCAUUUGUAAUUUUAAAUGGAGAAAUAAAGCGUAGUUCCUGAAUUCGGGGUUCCUGGAGUUCUAGGAGAGACCGUGGGUGAAUAAAGCGUUUCAGAUAGGUGUUGAAAUGAGACUUCUCUGUCCGUCAUUGGUGGUUGUUGCUGCCUGUGCCUAAUCUGCAUGUCCUUCCAGUCACUGAUUAGUCAUGUUUCUGCUGGUAGCAGCCUCCACGUGGUACAACAGCUGACAUUUGUUUGUGAAUUUAUCAGAAAUUCAUUGUGAUUCAGAGGGUCUAACAAUGCCUCAGACCAAGCACUGUUCAGCCACUUUGACUUGUUUGCUGUAUAAGAGUAUAAUCUUGCAUUUUUAUCACCAAUUACUUUGAAACCACGUGACCAGCCAAUCACAAUGAAACAAAAUAGGACCAGAUUUUUGUCAUAUAACCGAAUCUAGCUGAACUUGUUGAGUAUGUACACUAAGGAUAAAGAGUACAGAAGGAAUUUUAUGGUGUAUGACUUUAAAAGAAAGGGUGAAAACAGGAUCAGAGAACCACAAGCGGCUCGAAGCUACACUGUCUUGAUUGAAGUAAACUGUUUUCUUUAAAUGUUUCCUGCUGGUCCCUCUGCAGGUGGUACCAUGGCACCCUGAGCCGCUCUGAGGCCGAGACUCUUCUCACUCUGUGCAAAGAGAGCUCUUACCUCGUGAGAAACAGCCAAACCUGCAAAAAUGACUACUCCCUGUCCCUCAGGUAUACUCCCCUCCUUACACUUUACCCCAGCUGUGUGUGUUAUGAUAAAACCACGAGUGUUCAGUACUUCAUAUUCUAGGCCAGUCUCAUUACUGAGCCGUUUGUAUCAGCCUCUGUUGCAGUAUUUAACUGUUUCCCACAGUCUAAACUUGUUACAUCAUUUCUCCGUCUUAAAGGGGAAUGGUGCUGCCUGAAAUAAUCUUGUAAUAAUCGGAUACAGUUUUGCUGUAUUCAUAUUUAUUACUUUAAGAGUCGAGACCUUUCCCUCUUUCUUGGUCGAGGUUAAAGGGAUAUUCCGGCGUAAAAUUAAUUUAGGGUCAAACACACCGUGACGCUGAGUAGACACCCCCUUGAGAGAUGAAUGUUGCUGACCACUUGCUUCUAGUUAUACCAACUUCAGCAACGACCGCACGAUAGCAAUACACAGCGGUCUGAGAAGCCAUAAACAAACCUCGACCAAAACACCACUCUAUAGCCACAAAUAAUGCUCAGAACAGCACCUAACUUUAUCAACAGGACAUAUAGGGUUCUAGUCAUAGUACUAGCCACCAAACACAACUCACUCACUGUCUUCCAGCAGCCGCUUGUUUGUAGCUAGACCUCAGGCAAGUCCAUAAUAGACUGCUGCGGGGUGACGCAGCUCAAGGAAGAACAUUUAUGAUCAUUUCUUUAUCAUUUCCUUGAAGUUAUAAUAACCAUAUUAAUCAUUUUGCACUGCAGACACAGUAGUUCUUCUGCCUUAGUGUCUCAGUCUGAUUGUAUUUCCAUGAAGAAAUGAUCAUAAAUGUUGUUCCUUGAGCUGCGACACCCUGCAGCAGUCCGUAAUGGACUGGCCUGUGGUCAUUUUGCAACAAACAAGCCGCUGCUGGAAGAGAGUAGGUGAGUUGUGUUUAGUCUCUUUGCUAAAGAAAUCAGGUAAAGUUAACAAGAUGUUUUGCUGGGACCCUGUAUGUACUGUUGACGAAGUUAGGUGCUGUUCUGAGCAUUAUUUGUGGCGUUUUGGUUGAGGUUUGUUUAUGGCUCCUCAGACCGCUGUGUAUUGCUAUCAUGCGGUCGUUACUAAAGUUGGUAUAACUAGAGAAGCAAGCAGUCGGCAACAUUUAUCUCUAGAGGAGUUAUCUAACUCGGUGUUAAGGUGUGUUUGACCCUAAAUUAAUUUGACACUGGAAUCCAAAGUAUGGCAGCUUUGUGCUCGCUCAGAAUUGUCUUUUCUCUCCUCUAUUCCCCAUCAGUGUACAUCCACUGUACUCUCUGAUCAUAAUUAGACCUUCAAAGUGAAUCAUCCUCUCUCUCCCUCUGCCAGGAGCUGUAAGGGCUUCAUGCACAUGAAGUUCACUCAGUCCGCAGAGGGACGCUACGUGCUUGGAGAGAACAGCCCUCCCUUCGCCACCAUUCCCGAGGUCAUCCACUACUACACUACACACAAGCUGCCGAUCAGAGGAGCCGAGCACAUGUCCCUGCUGUAUCCUGUCAUAGUGCAGACCCUCUGACGUGGACAUGCUCCUCUCCUGGUGCUACUGAAUACAAUAUACACUCCACAUUUACCUUUAUUACGCCCCCUUUUUUUCCCUCACACCUUGUCUCCUCUACCUGCACUGCUAGUAAGAGAUUGGAUUUUUCUGUGCCAUUUUUUUUCCAUUAACAAACCCCAAAAAACUAUCCUGGCAGCUAAUAAGAAAGCUCAGUGCCUCAUACGUAUCCGCCUGUGAACCAAGUCCCCAUAUUUUGAAUCUGUACACUCCUGAAUAUCAGUAUUAACCAUUAUCAGGAUUUGUAGCUGAGUAUUUAAAGAUCAAAAAAACAAACUCAAGGUGUCUUGAGAACAUUGCAUGGGUUCGUCUGUCGUAUUACAAAGACAGACUUUACUGCCAGGUCACUUUCAGGACUACGACAAUAGUGUUUUAUCCUGUUGUGACCCAAAAUAAUAAACCAUGAUCUAUAUUUGACAACAAGAUUUAAAAUUAGAUGUAGAAAGUAGAAAAAUCUGUUUUUAAGAAGUGCUGUUGCCACAAACAAAAUGUUCUCGUUCUUUAAGUGUUAGCUACACUAUCAACCAAACACUACAUCUUCAACCCUGGGCCCUCUUUGCCGCUGGGUUUCUGUGUUUAAGAGGAGUGAAUGUGACAUGAUGCUGUAGCUGUGUGCCCUGCAUAGUUUCCUCAUGUUGUUUUGAACAACACACAGUGACAGUAUCAAACAGACCCCGCUGUGUCGAUUUCAUGCAGUAACAGGCUCUUGCAAUACUAGUUUAGAGAGUAAUAACUAAAGUAUUAUCCUGAAAAGCUCGUGGCUUUGUGAUCAUGAUUAUCGAAGAAGCUUUGGUUGAUUAUAUACUGUUAUUUGCUGUUUUAUAAGAUUUUAAAUGUGUGUUGAAAAUAAAGGUGUUGUCUGUUUUUAA